AUGAGCAAGGAGAAGCCUGAAAAUUCGAAGCGAUUACUGAGAACUGGCUUGAAGCCGUCAUCUGUCUUAGACGUGAUUCGAAGUGACCUUGCAGAUGAGAUCUGUCUAGUGGCUGAGAGGGAUAUAGUAAACAUUCAACAGUCUGAGUGCGUACAAGAAUUAGAUGGACUGACGGAAUUGGAAGCUCUUAAGAGAAAUUUGAAUGCGUACGACGCAAAGGUUCAGACUCGAGUAGACGGCGACGGGCAUUUAACCCACCUGCGGAUCAUCCCUCACACGAUUCUCGAGCUACUUAAAAUGAAAUGGCGAACGACUGUGGUGAAGUCAGAAGAAAACUACCGCACAAAUGUCCAUUGCGAUGGAAUGCUGCAUAUCAUCAGUUCCUACAAAUACCAAUCGAGCGUCACCUUAGCCUACUUCUAUGUGCGCAUUACCACAGAGAAGAAUUUAACCUGA
Peronospora farinosa is the source of this 456-nucleotide messenger RNA. The record is from the annotation of a GenBank genome assembly. Lineage: Eukaryota; Oomycota; Peronosporomycetes; Peronosporales; Peronosporaceae.